Molecule: messenger RNA, 4800 nt
Organism: Zophobas morio
Lineage: Eukaryota; Metazoa; Arthropoda; Insecta; Coleoptera; Tenebrionidae
Exons: 10
Coding region: 207-4379 (1390 amino acids)
Biological process (GO): response to oxidative stress
Molecular function (GO): peroxidase activity; heme binding
Source: RefSeq, a predicted model, not a curated record
UUCGCGUUGUGAAACCGACGAGAUCAUCUGUUGCGAGUGCGGGCCUGAACACCAUUUAGAUUUUUUUUCGUCGAGCCAAAAUCGCAGAGAACGACUCAACUCGUCUUCGAGCAUCCGGGUGCCGUCUGCUGUGAUUAUGUGCGCGAAUCGCCCUUGUGAUUUUUGAGUUUUGGGAUUUUUUUUGUGGUGAAAGAGUGAUCGAGGAAAUGGAGUUGACGUUGGGGUUAACACUGCUAUCUCUCCUCCCGGUCUUCAUCCGAGGUCACACCGGCCUCCAUCCGUACGACUACAACAUAACCGCGUACACCAGGACUCUACCCCCGGAGCUCCGGGACAUCGUCAGGACCGCACUCCAAACAGAACGCCAGGCCGCCCAGCCCGACCACCGACAACCACCAUGCAGCCCCCCCGACGCCACUCCCUGCCCUCCCAACAAGUACCGCCGGCCCACCGGCGAGUGCAACAACGUCCGCCACGCCCGCUGGGGCAACCGCGGCUCCCCGUUCCUGCGCCUGCUGCCCCCAGCCUACGCCGACGGUAAAAGCCGGCCGCGCCAGUCCGUGACGGCCCACGCCCUUCCCAGCCCUCUGGAGGCGGCCGCCACUCUGCAGACCGUCCCGGCGGCCCCGCACGAGUCCGUCACCGCCUUGCUGGGGGCCUGGGGCGAGUUGCUAUUGCACGAUCUAGCCAGCACGGGCAACCUGAGGAGCCAGGAUUGCUGCAGCGACGACGGGAUGAGCCACGGGGAGUGCUAUGGACGGGUGGGACACGGGCAAUGUCGGGAGUACAUGCGGACGCUGCCGGCGGUGGACAUGGACGAUUGCGGCUUCGAAUACCGCAACCAAAUGAACCUGGCUUCAGCGUUCCUAGACGCUUCAGCCGUCUACGGCAACACUGAUAAACAAGUCCAGACUCUUCGAACCUACGACGCUGGUCUAGUCAACGUCUCAUCUUGCGCACCUUGCAAAUCGAACGCCCUCUAUUCGGCAAUCCUCAAAGAACACAACCGCGUUGCCGUAAACCUGGCCCAACUAAAUCGCCACUGGUCCGACGACGCCCUCUUCCUAGAGAGCAAACGAAUAGUCACUGCCACCAUCCAACACAUCACGUACAACGAAUUUUUGCCCAUAGUCCUAGGCAACGAAGCCAUCGUCCAAUCCGACCUCCACCUGCAAACCCAUGGACGUUUCUCGAAGUACUCGAGCUCGCACAAAGCCGGCGUUUACAACGAAGUGGCAAUGAGUGCCCUACCUGCUCUCCUCUCGAUGAUUCCCGGCAGUUUGAUGAAUCAAACCGUUGAAAACUUUGCCGAAAUGGUGGACGUGCUCAUACGCACCCCCGCCCAGAACCCUAGUAUGCACAUGAUGGUACCGCUGCGAUCCGACUGGGACACGGCGUCGCUUUUCGUCCACAUGGGUCGCGACCACGGAAUUGCGUCCUACACCCGGUACUUGCAACAGUGUCAGAACGCAACCCUCUCCACUUUCGACGACUUCACCAAAGUUGGAAUCAAACCCGAACUCAUCAAAGCGCUGAAGUACCUCUACCAAGUCCCGCAAGACGUGGACCUUUUGGUGGGCGCGAUGCUAGAAAAACCCAUCCCGGGGGCCAUAGUGGGAGCGACUCUUGGGUGUCUUCUUCGAGAACAGUUCGUGCUUCUGAAGGAGUCUGAUCGGUUUUGGUACGAAAACGACUUGCCUCCGAGCUCCCUCACCACUGAACAGUUAAGCGAGAUCAAAAAGACGACUCUAGCUGGACUUUUGUGUGCCAAUACUGACUACUUGGACAAGAUUCAGCCCAAAGCGUUCGUCCAAGAAGACCCGUAUUUGAAUGCGCGGAUUUCGUGCGACCAGCACCCGCUGCCGCAGCUCACCGCGUGGUUGGAGAUGGACCACAUGGCCGACUUGUCCGAAGACUUGCUCAUGGAGGCCAUCACCAAAGCCGAGCAAGACGUCCUCCAACGAAGAAAGACCGAGUACGAGCUUUGGUCCACGGUUGGCGGUAUUGACCCGAAAUCGCCCGCCGGUACCGCCGCCUCCUUCAGCAAACCCAACAAACAAGCCCUCAAGCUUGCCAACACGUCGCUGUUCUUCGAGUUCGCCUCCAACGAGAUCAUCAACUCGCUGAUGCACAGACGUCGCAAGCGCCAGAUCUUCGACAACGACGUGAUUUCUUCGGUUUUCAGGGACGAGUUGUCCGAUGGGUUACAGAACGUGGAUAUUUCUUCGUUGGUUCCGGCUAGUGCGAUUGAUUUGGACCACCACUGUGAGGAAAACGCUCCUUGCGAUCCCAACACGCCGUAUAGGAGCAUGUCGGGGCACUGUAAUAACUUGAGGAAUCCCGGAUGGGGGAAAAGCUUGACGACUUUCACUAGGUUGUUACCUAGUGCUUAUGAUGACGGGAUUUCCAAGCCUCGUUUUCUUGGGGCUACUGGGACCCCGUUGCCGUCGCCACGUAUCGUCUCCACGGUGAUUCAUCCCGAUAUUAGUAACCUCCACUCGCGGUACACCCUCAUGACGAUGCAGUACGGUCAGUUCUUGGACCACGAUCUCACGAUGACUCCCAUUCAUAAGGGUUUCCAUGAGUCUAUUCCGGACUGCAGGUCGUGCGAUAGCCCCCAUACGGUGCACCCAGAGUGUGCCCCUUUUCCGAUUCCACCGUCUGACCACUACUACCCUGAAAUCAACAUCACGUCUGGACAGCGCAUGUGUUUCCCGUUCAUGAGGUCUCUCCCUGGGCAGCUGCAUUUGGGUCCUCGGGAACAAGUCAAUCAGAAUACCGCCUUCUUGGACGCGUCGCAAAUCUACGGAGAGAAUCCGUGCGUUUUGAAAAGCUUGAAAGGGAUUGGGGGACGAAUGAACUGCACUCAGCGCCCCCUCAAACUCAAAGAUUUGCUACCACAGAGUGACAACCAUCCUGAAUGUAAAGCAGCGUCUGGAUUGUGCUUCAUUGCGGGUGAUGGAAGAGCAUCAGAGCAGCCGGGAUUAACCGUCAUUCACACUGUGUUCAUGAGAGAGCACAAUAAGAUAGUUGGAGGUUUGAAAGGUAUAAACCCUCACUGGGACGACGACAAGCUCUUCGAACAAGCCAGACGAAUCACAAUUGCCAUAACCCAACACAUCACAUACAAUGAAUUCUUGCCAAGGUUGCUCAGUUGGAACGCCAUGAACUUGUACGGGUUGAAAUUGCUACCCCAGGGACACUACAAAGACUACAACCCGAGUUGUAACCCUUCAAUCCUCACCGAGUUUGCUUCAGCGGCUUUCAGAAUCGGGCACUCUUUACUAAGACCGCAUAUACCUCGACUCAGUCCGCAGUACCAAAUCAUCGAUCCACCUAUUCUUCUCCGGGACGGCUUCUUCAAACCCGACAUGUUGCUACAGCACGGCAUGGUCGACGAAAUCGCCCGCGGGCUCGUCUCCACCCCCAUGGAAACUCUCGACCAGUUCAUCACCGGCGAAGUCACCAACCACCUCUUCGAAGACCGCAAGAUCCCCUUCUCCGGCGUGGACCUCAUCGCCCUCAACAUCCAGCGCGGCCGCGACCACGGCAUCCCCUCCUACAACAACUACCGCGCCCUCUGCAACCUCAAGCGCGCCACGUCGUUUGACGACCUCGCCAGAGAGAUCCCUCCAGAGGUGAUCUCGCGCUUCAAGCGCAUCUACGCCACAGUGGACGACAUCGACUUGUUCCCGGGCGGGCUGAGCGAGCGGCCGCUGCAAGGAGGUCUCGUAGGACCCACCUUCGCUUGCAUCAUCGCCAUCCAGUUCCGCCAGCUGCGCAAGUGCGACCGCUUCUGGUACGAGAACAACGACCCGGUGGUGAAGUUCACCGAGUCGCAACUAGCCGAGAUCAGGAAGAUCACGCUGGCGAAGGUCAUUUGCGACAACCUGGACGUGCACGGGGAUAUGCAGAGGGCGGCGUUCGAUCUACCGAGCAACUUCUUGAACCCGAGAGUCCCGUGCCAGUCACUACCCCAGAUUGACCUGGGGGCGUGGAGAGAGUCGGCGGGAUCGGGAUGCGUGAUCGGGGACAGGCACGUGGAAGUGGGUGAGUCGGCGUUCCCGUCGCCGUGCACCAGCUGCAUUUGCACCCAGGAAGGGGGUCAGUGCGCGUCGCUGCGUGUCACCGACUGCUCCCAGCUGCUGCGCGAGUGGCCCAAGGAGGUGGUUCUGCGCGAUGACGUGUGUUCGGCGCAGUGCGGGUUCCUCCUGCGCAACGAGGGUCCCCAGCCGGGGCUCACUACGGAUCUGACGCCGCCCCCGGCACGUCACCUGCGGUCGCGGCAGCUGGGGAAGCCGCCGCGGAUCCCCAGUAGGAGCUUCCCGGGCUUCGGCGGCUUCAAAUUCCCCGAUCUUUCAGUCUUCGUAGCUAAGUGAUCGGUACUGUAAAAACUAAGGUUGUGAUUUUAUUUAAGGAUUGAGGAUUUUCAAGGCUGGAGGUUGUAGCUGUGGGACAAGUUAUUUAUGGAAUUCGAUGCUCAAUUGUAUAUAUGCCGCGGGGCUGUUUUUAGGAUAGUACACCCUGUAUAUUACCAGUUCGGUGUUAUUUAUGGUACUGAGUGUACGAAAGCGGGUGUGUCUGCGUGCGUGUUUAACACUACCAACUGUAUUUUUAUAAAGGCAAGAUGUUACCAAUUUAGGUUAAUGAAAUGAAGUUAGUGUCCAUUGUAAUUAAGGUACUUAAUUUUUUAUUAUCUUGUCGUUGUUUUUAUGUACACUGCCUUCUAUUAUUAUUCUUUCUCUGUUGUUAAUACUUUAUCUUCUGACUAUACGAUAAUAAACUAGUUAUUUUUUUUAA